Colletotrichum karsti is the source of this 1188-nucleotide messenger RNA. RefSeq lists its product as uncharacterized. The record is from RefSeq and is a predicted model, not a curated record. Bases 1 to 1188 code for a protein of 395 amino acids. The transcript is spliced from 4 exons. Gene Ontology annotation, cellular component: multivesicular body. Gene Ontology annotation, biological process: late endosome to vacuole transport via multivesicular body sorting pathway. Lineage: Eukaryota; Fungi; Ascomycota; Sordariomycetes; Glomerellales; Glomerellaceae.
AUGGCCGAUACGAUCCCCGAAAGCCUGCGACAGGCCGACAUCACGAGAUUCCUCAACCGCGCAAGGCAGCUGCGCGAACACAAGCCGGCAAUCACCUACUGGUGCGAAUAUUGGGUUAUCAACCAGAUUCUCGCAAAGCAGUUGCACAAUGUCGACGACGAGAGUCUUUCCUACACGACCAAUUUGAUGGACCGUCUGGAGAAGACGAAAACCGAAAAUGCCGGCGAAGAAGCCAUCACGGACGACGCCGUCGGCCAGGCAUACGUCGAACAAUUUGCCCAGGAGGCCUUUGACCGCGCUGAGAAGGUCAUGCGCGCAAACCGAGUAACAAGAACCACCGCCGAUACGUUCGACGCCGCCGCCACGUUUCUCUUGCUGUCCCAAAUCUGGGGCCCGUUAGACGACGAGACACAGAAGAAGGUCAAAUACGCAAAGUGGAAUGCUGCUCGCAUAUUGAAGGCCAUAAAGGAAGGAAAGGACCCUAACGAGUCGAACCCGAAGCAAGAGCCCGAGCCCGAGGACGCCCUCCCUGCCCUGGACCCCAACGACCCCGAAGUCCAGGGACUCUCGUCGCCUCCGCCAAAGGCCGCUUUCGUAGAAGACGAUCCCGAUACCGAGUUCUACAGGCAGGCCGCGGCCCCUGUGCCCGACGAGACCGUUCCGCCUCAAGGCCCAAGCGAGCCCGAACCUGCGCAGUCGAGCGUGCUAGACCUGCCCUCCGUCCCGUCCGGGAACGACGUGAAUCCCGUGGCGCCCCAGACACAAGGCUAUUUCGACCCUCCCGAACAAUUUCCUCCCUCGCCGCUCAGCCAAGCCGGCGUCAACGACACCACUGGGGCCGCGAACGCUCCGUCUGCCCCCUCGCCCUACGCCGGUUCAUCGACUGGGCCGUCGUUUAGUCCAGCCAACGCCGCUUCUCCAUGGCAGCCACCGCAGAUACCCAAGCCGACCCCUCCACCUGCCCCUCAGCAGUUCAAGCCCCCACCGACGAUUCCACAACAACCAAAGGCCCCGGUCGUUCCCAUCUCCAACAACUCGUGGACGCCUAACAACACGCCGACAGACGACAUGGACCUGCCAAAGGCCCAGAAGCACGCCAAGUGGGCCAUCUCCGCGCUCAACUUCGAGGAUGUGCCAACAGCAGUCAAGGAGCUUCGGAAUGCACUUGCCGCCCUUGGUGCGCAGUAA